Messenger RNA from Ochotona curzoniae (black-lipped pika), 1074 nucleotides. RefSeq names its product izumo sperm-egg fusion 1 (gene IZUMO1). Gene Ontology annotation, molecular function: signaling receptor binding; protein binding involved in heterotypic cell-cell adhesion. The transcript is spliced from 9 exons. Gene Ontology annotation, cellular component: acrosomal membrane; plasma membrane. The record is from RefSeq and is a predicted model, not a curated record. NCBI's taxonomy places the organism in Eukaryota, Metazoa, Chordata, Mammalia, Lagomorpha, Ochotonidae. Gene Ontology annotation, biological process: fusion of sperm to egg plasma membrane involved in single fertilization; heterotypic cell-cell adhesion; sperm-egg recognition. The coding region runs from base 1 to 1074 and encodes 357 amino acids.
AUGGGGCCCUGCUGUGCCCUGCGCUGGGCAGCUCUGGCUGGCUGCCUGCUUGCUGUCAGGGGCUGUGUCACCUGUGACGACAGGGUGAAGGCGGCGCUACAGUCCCUGGAGAACGAUUACCUGCCUAGCCAUCUGGAUACUCAAUAUCACAAGAAUGUAAUGAAGAGGGUCCAUGAGGCCCUGAAGCAAUUUGAGGACCAACCUUUUCAAGAGGAGUCCUACAUGGGUGUCCUUGAUGAGAACUACCUGGACCAAGUAGCUUGGAGUUUCUUGAAAGAUCUGAAACGCAUCACAGACAGCGACGUGAAAGGUGAAUUAUUCGUCAAGGAGCUGUUCUGGAUGGUGCAGCAGCAAAAAGAGCAGUUUGUCCGCAUGGCGGCACAGUUCCAACAAGAGGCUUAUUGUCCCAACAAAUGUGGGACCAUGUUACAGGUUAUGAUAUGGUGCAGUAGCUGCAAGAAGAAGAUUCACCCUUGCCGCAAAUCCAAGGACUGUGGGGAGCGCAAGGUCGAAGUGCACCUGUUGGAAGACAUGAUGCUGGACUGCAAGCUCCCCUGGCAUCAGGCUUCCCAAGGCCUCACCGACUACAGCUUCUACAGGGUUUGGGUGAACAAGUCUGAGACCCUGCUGGCCAAGGGGAAGGAGCCCUUCCUGACCAAACCGUCGGUGAGUCCGGAAGAUGCAGGCAGUUACCGCUGUGAGCUGGGCACUGUGAACUCGGGCCCAGCCACCAUCAUACAUUUCCAAGUCACAGUGCUGCCCCUGAAGGCCAAGGAGGAGGAGCAGCCGCCAAACGUCGUGGUCAACACGGAAGAUAAUGCAGGCGAGGCGAUCCCCAUCCCGGUCCCGGCAGGCCCGGGGUCCUCGUCCCCACCUCUGCAGCCCCCGCAGCCCGAGAGCAUGCUGAGGAACCGCUUGGUGGGGCUGCUCAUCUGCUGCAUCGCGGUGCUGAUAGCCGGCGUCGCCACCGCGAUGCUGUGCCGGGGCAAGGGGCUCACGAAGACCCAGUCCUCCCACCUGGACCUGGAAGAGAAAGCUUCUUCCUCCAAGAUGUCACAGAAGACCACCGACUGA